AUGGAUAUUUCUAAGCCAGUUGGUUCUGAAAUCACAUCUAUUGAUUUCAGUAUCUUGACAGCUCAAGAAAUUCGUAAUUUGUCUGCCAAACAAAUUACUAAUCCUACCGUAUUGGAUAACUUAGGUCAUCCGAUUUCUGGUGGUUUAUAUGAUUUAGCCUUAGGUGCUUUCUUGAGAAACUUAUGUUCAACAUGUGGUUUAGACGAAAAAUUUUGUCCUGGUCAUCAAGGUCAUAUUGAAUUGCCAGUCCCAUGUUACAACCCAUUGUUCUUCAAUCAAUUGUACAUCUAUUUGAGAAGCUCAUGUCUUUUCUGCCAUCACUUUAGAUUAAGAUCUAUUGAAGUUCAUCGUUAUACAUGUAAAUUGAAGUUACUACAAUACGGGUUAAUCGAUGAAUCAUACCAAUUGGAUUCCAUUAGCGUUGGUGAUAUGUCAUCCAUUAUAGAUGAUGAUGAUGAUGAAGCUGCUGAAGAUAACGAUAUGGAUGAAAAGAAGUCUUCAAAAUCUAUUUCUGAUUCAAUGAUAAGAGAAAUUAAAAAUAAGCGUAAGGAAUUCGUUGACAUGGCCAUUGCUAAAGCUUUGUCCGAAGGCAAAACAACAAUUAAAGGUACCUUCACUGCUAUCGUCAAUGAUGAAAGAAAGAAGUUGGUCCAUGACUUUUACAAGAAGUUGUUAUCUAGACCAAAGUGUGACAACUGUGGUAUGUACUCUCCAAAAUUCAGAAAGGAUGGUUUUACCAAGAUCUUUGAAACUGCUUUAAAUGAUAAGCAAUUGACCAACAAUAGAGUUAAGGGUUUCAUUCGUCAUGAUAUGCUUAAAAAACAAGAACAAGCUAAGAAAUUAACUGGUUCUGAUGAAACCACUGAAGAAGAACAAUUCGAUGUUGGAAGAAACCCAUCAGCUAGACCAAAAACAGGCUCUACCUAUAUUUUGUCAACUGAGGUCAGAAACAUUUUGAGAGCUGUAUUUAAAACAGAACAAGAAGUUUUACAAUGUGUAUUCCAUGCUAGACCAAACUUAUCAAGAAAGUUGGUAAAAGCCGAUACUUUUUUUAUGGAAGUUGUCUUAGUUCCACCAACAAGAUUCCGUUUGCCAUCUAAAUUAGGUGACGAAGUUCAUGAAAAUACUCAAAAUCAAUUGUUGUCUAAAAUUUUAACUACCUCCUUAUUAAUUAGAGACUUGAAUGAUGAAAUGUCAAAAUUACAAAAAGAUAAGGUUUCAUUACAAGAUAGAAGAGUCAUUUUUAGUAGAUUAAUGAAUGCUUUCGUCACCAUCCAAAACGACGUAAAUGCAUUUAUUGAUUCUACAAAGGCUCAAGGUAACACCGGUGGUAAGGUUCCAAUUCCAGGUGUAAAGCAAGCCUUAGAAAAGAAAGAAGGUUUGUUCAGAAAACAUAUGAUGGGUAAGCGUGUUAACUAUGCAGCUCGUUCGGUUAUUUCUCCUGAUCCAAAUAUUGAAACUAACGAAAUUGGUGUCCCUCCAGUUUUUGCAACUAAAUUGACCUAUCCAGAACCUGUUACCUCUUAUAACAUUGCUGAAUUGCGUCAAGCUGUUAUCAAUGGUCCUGAUAAAUGGCCAGGUGCUUCUCAAAUCCAAAAUGAAGAUGGUUCUUUGGUUUCUUUAAUUGGUAUGACUUUGGAACAACGUAAAGCUUUGGCAAACCAAUUGAUGACACCAUCAUCAAACAUUGCUACACACACUCUAAACAAAAAGGUUUACCGUCAUAUCAAAAACAGAGAUAUUGUCAUUAUGAAUCGUCAACCUACUUUACAUAAGGCUUCUAUGAUGGGUCAUAAAGUUAGAGUUUUGCCAGGUGAAAAAACUUUACGUUUACAUUAUGCUAACACUGGUGCUUAUAACGCGGAUUUCGAUGGUGAUGAAAUGAAUAUGCAUUUCCCUCAAAAUGAAAACGCAAGAGCAGAAGCAUUCAAUUUAGCAAACACCGAUUCUCAAUACUUGACACCAACAUCAGGUUCUCCAGUCAGAGGUUUGAUUCAAGAUCAUAUUUCAGCUGGUGUUUGGUUAACCAGUAAAGAUAGCUUCUUCACUAGAGAACAAUAUCAACAGUAUAUUUACGGUUGUAUUCGUCCAGAACAUGGUCAUACCACAAGAUCUAAGAUUGUUACUGUUCCACCAGCAGUAUUUAAACCAGUGCCUUUAUGGACUGGUAAACAAAUCAUUACUACUGUUUUAUUGAACGUAACUCCAUCAGAUAUGCCUGGUAUCAAUUUGAAUUCUUCUAACAAGAUUAAGAAUGAAUAUUGGGGUAAUGGUUCCACUGAAAAUGAUGUCAUUUUCAAAAAUGGUGAACUAUUAUGUGGUAUCCUAGAUAAGAGUCAAUAUGGUGCUUCUAAGUACGGUAUUGUUCACUCUUUACAUGAAGUUUAUGGUCCAGAUGUUGCUGCUAAGGUUUUGUCUGUCUUGGGUAGAUUAUUUACUAACUAUAUCACUGCUACAGCAUUCACUUGUGGUAUGGAUGAUCUACGUUUGACUGAUGAAGGUAAUAAGUGGAGAAAGGAUAUUUUGAAGACCUCUGUUGAUACAGGUCGUCAAGCUGCAUGUGAAGUUACCAAUUUGGAAAAGGAAACAGCUUCUGAUGAUUCAGAGUUAUUGAAACGUUUAGAAGAAAUUUUACGUGAUGACAACAAAUCUGGUAUUCUUGAUGCUGUUACUUCUUCAAAGGUUAAUAGUAUUACUUCUAAGGUCGUUUCAAAGUGUGUUCCAGAUGGUACCAUGAAGAAAUUUCCUUACAACUCAAUGCAAGCAAUGGCCUUAUCUGGUGCUAAAGGUUCUAAUGUCAAUGUCUCCCAAAUUAUGUGUUUGUUAGGUCAACAAGCAUUGGAAGGUAGAAGAGUACCAACAAUGGUCAGUGGUAAGACAUUACCAUCUUUCAAACCUUUUGAAACAGAUGCUAUGGCUGGUGGUUACAUUAAAGGUCGUUUCUAUUCCGGUAUUAAGCCACAAGAGUACUAUUUCCAUUGUAUGGCUGGUCGUGAAGGUUUGAUUGACACUGCCGUUAAAACUUCCAGAUCUGGUUACUUGCAACGUUGUUUGACUAAACAAUUAGAAGGUGUUCAUAUAUCUUAUGACAACAGUGUCAGAGACGGUGAUGGUACAUUGAUUCAAUUUUUGUAUGGUGGUGAUUCUGUUGAUGUUACAAAGGAAUCUCAUUUAACUCAAUUUGAAUUCUGUCUGGAAAACUAUGACUCUUUGUUGAAGAAAUAUAAUCCAUCUGCAUUGAUUGAACACUUAGAUGUCGAAACUGCACUAAAAUACUCCAAAAAGGCAUCUAAAAGUAGAAAGAAGAAUAGAAAGGUUCCUCAUUAUGAACAAAAUAUUAAAUAUGACCCUGCUUUAGCUAAGUUCAACCCAGCUAAAUACUUAGGUGCUGUUUCUGAAAAAUUCCAAGAUAAAUUGGAAUUGUUUUUGGAUUCCAAUGCUUCCUUAUUUGAGUCUGACAAAUCUGUAAAUGAAAAGAAAUUCAGAGCAUUAAUGCAAUUAAAAUACAUGCGUUCCUUAAUUAACCCAGGUGAAUCUGUAGGUAUUAUUGCUUCUCAAUCCGUUGGUGAACCUUCUACACAAAUGACUUUAAACACUUUCCAUUUUGCUGGUCACGGUGCCGCUAAUGUGACCUUAGGUAUUCCUCGUAUGAGAGAAAUUAUUAUGACAGCUUCAGCUGCUAUUAAAACUCCUCAAAUGACUCUGCCAAUUUUGGAUGAUGUUUCAGAUGAUCAAGCUGACGUUUUCUCUAAAUCUAUUUCAAAGGUUUUAUUAUCUGAGGUUAUUGACAAGGUUAUUGUAACUGAAACAAUCGGUUCUUCAGCAAGUGAUUCUAACUCACGUUCUUAUGUUGUAAACAUGAACUUUUUUGACAAAAAUGAAUACGAUGAGGAGUAUGAUGUUUCAAAGGAAGAAUUGCAAAAGGUCAUUUCUGAUAAAUUCUUACGUGCAUUGGAAGUUGCAAUUGUCAAGGAAAUUAAGAAGCAAAAGAAGACUACUUCUGCAGACAUUGGUAUUGCAAUUCCAAAAUCUCAAUUAGCAUUGGCAUCAGUAGAAGGUUCAACAAGAUCAUCUGAAGAUAAUGAUGAAGAACAAUCUCGUAAAAGAACAAAGCAAGCUGUUUCAUAUGAUGAUCCAGAUGAAGAUGAGAUUGAAACAAUGAGAGAAGCUGAGAAAUCAUCUGAUGAAGGUGAAUUAGACUCUGAUAAAGAAUCUGAAUCUGAUGAUGAUGAAUCUGAGUCAGAUGAAGAAAUGACAGAUGUUAACGAAAAUGUUUCAAGCAACAAAAACUUGAACAAAUCACAACGUGAUCGUCAAUCAGCUAUUAUUUCAAACCAUAAAUUUAUAUCCAAGUAUAACUUUGACGACGAAGCCGGUAAGUGGUGUGAGUUUAAGUUAGACUUAGCCGCUGAUACAGAGAAAUUGUUGAUGGUUAACAUUGUUGAGGACAUUUGUAGAAAGACUGUUAUCAGACAAGUUCCAUUUAUUGAUCGUUGUGUUCACCCAGAACCAGAAAAUGGUAAACGUGUUUUGGUCACUGAAGGUGUUAAUUUCCAAGCUAUGUGGGAUCAAGAAGCUUUCAUUGGCGUUGAUGGUAUUACCUCUAACGAUGUUUCUGCUGUUUUAAAGACAUACGGUGUUGAAGCUGCCAGAAACACCAUUGUCAAUGAAAUAAAUAAUGUUUUCUCUCGUUAUGCUAUUUCUGUUUCUUUCCGUCAUUUGGAUUUGAUUGCUGAUAUGAUGACUAGACAAGGUACUUAUUUGGCUUUCAACAGACAAGGUAUGGAAACAUCCACCUCUUCAUUAAUGAAGAUGUCAUAUGAAACUACCUGUCAAUUUUUAACUAAGGCUGUUUUGGAUAACGAAAAUGAAGAAUUGAAGAGUCCAUCUGCUAGAAUUGUUCUAGGUAAAUUGAAUAAUGUUGGUACAGGUGCAUUUGAUGUUCUCUCUAAAGUACCAAAUGCAAACUGA
Vanderwaltozyma polyspora DSM 70294 is the source of this 4971-nucleotide messenger RNA. It is a transcript of the gene RPA190, whose product is annotated as DNA-directed RNA polymerase I core subunit RPA190. The transcript has a single exon. Gene Ontology annotation, cellular component: RNA polymerase I complex. The coding region runs from base 1 to 4971 and encodes 1656 amino acids. The record is from RefSeq and is a predicted model, not a curated record. Gene Ontology annotation, molecular function: DNA-directed RNA polymerase activity; DNA binding. NCBI's taxonomy places the organism in Eukaryota, Fungi, Ascomycota, Saccharomycetes, Saccharomycetales, Saccharomycetaceae. Gene Ontology annotation, biological process: DNA-templated transcription.